AUGGAAGGACUCGUGCCGGUUCAGAGAGCUCCGGUUAGAGUGGUUUCAUCUCCUCUGUCUCGAUGUAACGUUUCUUUGUCCAUCAAACGUUCGCUUUCAGGUUUUCCCAUGGACACAAGGAUCAGGUUUAAGGCUCCGUCGAUCCGGGCUCAACAGACGGAUUUGAAGGAAAGCUUAGUUGUUGCUUCUUCUUCAGCUGAAAAUGCUCUUACAAUCAAGGAAUGGGAGGUAGAGAUGUAUCAGAAUGAACUAGCUAUCAGCCAAGGUAUUAGGAUAAGGAGAAAACCACCAAGCAAGGCUCCUUUGGGUUAUUCUGGACCUUUUGACUUGAGAUUGCAUAAUGACAAUGAUGCUGAUUCUCCUCGUAACAUCUUGGAGGAGAUCACUUGGUACAAAGACGUAGAAGUUUCGCGGAUGAAGGAACUAAACCCGCUUAAUUUGCUGAAGAAAGCUGUAGAGGAUGCUCCUCCUACCAGGGAUUUUGUCGGGGCGCUUAUUUUGGCUCAUCAAAGAACUGGCUUCCCUGGUUUGAUCGCUGAGGUUAAGAAGGCUUCUCCAAGUAGAGGAGUCUUAAAAGAGAAUUUCGACCCGGUUGAGAUUGCUCAAGCUUAUGAAAGAGGCGGUGCCGCAUGUCUCAGUGUUUUGACUGACCAGAAAUAUUUCAAGGGAGGCUUUGAAAACUUGGAAGCAAUAAGAAGCGCUGGUGUGAAGUGCCCCCUAUUAUGCAAAGAGUUUGUUGUAGAUCCAUGGCAGAUCUACUAUGCUCGGACUAAAGGCGCUGAUGCAGUAUUGCUUAUUGCUGCUAUAUUGACUGACCUAGAGAUAACCUACUUGCUUGAGAUCUGCAAGAAGCUUGGUUUGGCUGCCCUUGUCGAGGUACACGAUGAGAGAGAGAUGGGCCGUGUGCUUGGAAUAGAAGGGAUCAAGCUUGUGGGGAUCAAUAACCGAAGUCUUGAAACAUUUAAAGUGGACAUUAGUAAUACAAAGAGGCUUCUUGAAGGAGAGCAUGGUAGACAAAUCCGCGAGAAAGACAUGAUCGUGGUUGGCGAAUCCGGUCUGUUUACACCUGAUGACAUUGCCUAUGUACAAGCCGCUGGAGUUAAAGCGGUCUUGGUUGGUGAGUCAAUUGUUAAGCAAAGCGACCCUGAGAAAGGAAUAGCUGGACUUUUCGGGAGGAACAUUUCUCAUGCUUAG
Messenger RNA from Arabis nemorensis, 1194 nucleotides. NCBI's taxonomy places the organism in Eukaryota, Viridiplantae, Streptophyta, Magnoliopsida, Brassicales, Brassicaceae. The record is from the annotation of a GenBank genome assembly.